AGGCGAGAGCGGGCUAGGAUCCCUCCCUCCUCCCUCUGGAACAGAGGCUCAGCCAGGGGACAAGGAACCUUACUCCAGCCUAACCCCGGAACUGGCACAACCUCCUUGCAGGCUUGUCUGAGGCAUUUUGAACCCAUGGAGAACUCUAUACAAAUUAUGGAUACAGCGCCUCAUGGGGAAUGUUCUGUGAAGGUCCCUUGUUCUGACAUAAGUGGCAAAGACAUGAGUCAAAGGGACUUUUCUAUGCACUCCAACAAAAUUCCACCACUGAAGCCAUGUUUUAAAAAGAAACAGGCUCCGAAAUUAUUAGACUCAGAAACAAUAAAUGCUCUAAGGCCAAUAAUUACUAGUUUUUUGGGAUCUGGGACUCUCGAUGAAAUAUUUGUGUCUAGGAAUCGAGCAGGGAAUACGAGCAGUUUAUGUGAGCCCAUCGACAAAAAGGCACUGGGGAUGGAGCAGCAGUGUCCUCCAACUAAUUCACUGAUAUCUGGGAGUCCAAGUCUUAGCCCCUUAACAGACCAACCACCUACCGUUCAUGCAGAGCAGGAAGACCUUGUGGUACAUCAGCCCACUGUAUUAGACACAACGGAACCAACAUUUCCAUCAGACAAUUCAAAUAUGACUGUUAAUAAUAAUACUGCCAAUGGCUCUUUCCAAGAUCCUCUCCUGCAGACAAUCUCAACAGAUUUCACCAAUCCUGGCUGCUUAGACAAGAUAACAGAAAGCUACUCAUCAGGGUUAUUCCAGGAUAAUGGCUCUCUGGACCAAUACAGUUUAAACCAAAACAAUUCCAACGCUGGAAUAUUUCAGGACAAAACAGAAGAGGCAUCUCUACUUCUUGUGUUCGAACUUUUGAAUCAGUUGCAAUAUCAUGUCCACCAAAAAGAUGGGGUGGACAUAUGUGUGGAUUUCCUACAGGGUUUGUGCUUGUAUGGAAACGACUGUCAGAAACAUCACACGGUAUUGCCAUAUCAUUGGCAGGUUAGGAGGAGAGCUACCAGCAUAUGGCAGAGUGUGAACGAUGAUUCUCAAGAACAUGUGGAAAGGCUCUACUGCAGCCCAGAUAGCGACCGAAUCAAAAUGAGAUAUCAGGGACAUGAUUUUCUAGUAGACUUGAACUGUAUGGAGAUUUAUGAGUCUCUUGAAUUUGACCAAAUCCGACGACUGUCAACACCAACUACCUCUGGCGUGUCCUCUAAUUAUCACACUGUGUGGAAGUACUUCUGCCGAGAUCAUUUCGGGUGGAGGGAGUAUUCUGAGCCUGUCGUGAAGCUCAUAGAAGAGGCCAACUGCCGGGGCCUAAAAGAGGUACGCUUUGUUACAUGGCACAACCAGUACAUACUGAAUAUAAAGGAUGGAUUUCAGCAGAACGCAUGCUUCCGGAAGGAAAUCAAACGCAGGCCCUUGUUCCGAUCGUCUGUGAUACUUCUGCCACAUCUCCAAACACUCAGUGGAAUAUCUCCCGUGGCACCUCCAGCAAACCAAGCCGAUUCCCUGCAAAUCCUGUCUCCUAUAGCAAUUACUUCUCCCAACUUUUACCCUGAAACAUGGCUCUCCAUGGACGCAUCUCAGGAGUUCUUUCAAGUGCCUAUGUCUAAGGAAGACAAAAGCUACAGGACAGUUUAUACUCUGUUUCACAAAACGGUGCCAGAAACCAGGUUCCGCAUUUUAAAGAUAAUACGCGUCCAGAAUCUCUUCUUGUGGGAAAAAUAUAAGAGGAAAAAAGAAUUCAUGACAAGGAAGAUGACGGGACUGGACAGAAUUAUGAAUGAAAGGCAUCUGUUCCACGGGACCUCGCAGGAUGUUGUUGAUGCAAUUUGCAAACACAACUUUGACCCCAGAGUGUGCGGGAAGCAUGCCACCAUGUUUGGACAGGGCAGUUACUUUGCCAGGAAAGCCAGCUAUUCACACAACUUUUCCAAACGCUCCCCCAAAGGAGUUCACUAUAUGUUUCUGGCUAAAGUGCUAACUGGAAGGUACGUGGUUGGGAAUCAUACCAUGAGAAGGCCUCCUCCGUUAAACCCAGGGAGCUUGACCAGUGACCUCUAUGACUCUUGUGUGGACAACUUCUUUGAGCCCCAGAUUUUUGUUAUAUUUAACGAUGAUCAGAGCUACCCUUAUUUUAUUAUCCAGUAUGAAGAAGUUAGCAACACUGUCUCCAUUUAACAACAUGAAAGCUGCUUUAAUGUCUCUUAGGAUCUGUUAUUUAAAUUGGUGGGAAAAGAAAGAGACUGAAAAAUAAAUCUACUAGUCGUGAUGGACAUACAACGACCAACAGUGCACUUGCCGCUAAUUAUGUGCAUUUUGUAAAUACAUUUUUCAAUGUUAAUAGUUUGUGUGCCUUUGUUAAUAAAAUCUUUAUUUAAUGAGUAA
Messenger RNA from Xenopus tropicalis (tropical clawed frog), 2373 nucleotides. It is a transcript of the gene tiparp, whose product is annotated as TCDD inducible poly(ADP-ribose) polymerase. The transcript has 6 exons. Gene Ontology annotation, biological process: protein ubiquitination. Gene Ontology annotation, cellular component: nucleus. The coding region runs from base 136 to 2166 and encodes 676 amino acids. The record is from RefSeq and is marked provisional. NCBI's taxonomy places the organism in Eukaryota, Metazoa, Chordata, Amphibia, Anura, Pipidae. Gene Ontology annotation, molecular function: transferase activity; zinc ion binding; glycosyltransferase activity.